CAGGGCAAUUGCAGCAUGCCAUGCGGAUGCCGAGAAGAUGUCCCGAGCCCGUACCACCAGUGGCGGCUUCAGCGUUGGGGGCAUCCUGAAUUUGGUCCUCAAUGCCAUUGGCGUGGGUGCCAUCCUGUGGUGGAUCGUUGCCUCCUGGCGGCUGCACAGCAUCCACGCGCCUGAUGCAGGCAGCGAGCCCGCCGUGCGCGUGGGGAAGGGCAAGAAGCACAGGACGCCACCUACCGCCCAUGCGCCUGCGCCUCCUGCGCCUCCUGCGCCCGCGCUGGCAGAUGCAGGCUCAAAGCAGCUUUUGCCCGGCGUCGCGCAGCUGGUUGGUGAGAGUUCGGGUACUGCCCUCGACACGCGGCCGCCCUUCUGGGUCUUUUGCUCAACGCAGUGGGCCGAGUGCUGGUGUGCAGGCGACAUUCGCUGGGGCAACGAGGAGACCUGGCACGUCAUUCAGGCGAAGCCAGGCAGUGAAAUCAAUACUGUGACGUGCAGUAUCGACCACUUGCCGGAUGUGGUUCCUGGAGACGACGGCAAGCACUGCGAGUGUUUGGUUACUCCAGGAACCGAGCUCUACAAGAACUUGAACCCCAUGAUCAUGGACCAGGAGGAUGCGGACCACCUGGGGGCGACGGUGGUGGCCUCUUGUGAGCUCUUCUUCGAAGCUCGCAAGAACCAGCCUGCCGACCUUGCGCAGUGGCUUGCGGUGGAGGGCCUUUGCUCAGCCGCGUGGGAGGAGAAGACCCGCUUCAAUCGCUCGCUCAAGGCAGGCCCCCGGGAAAUCAGCCUGGAGAUGCGGCAGCAUCUCAUGCGUGCUCGAGUGGACGCACGCUUCAAAUCUUCAAUGGCACGGUUCACGGAGAAGGGUUGGUUCAGGCACGCCUGGGUGACAUUCGUGGCCGGCAAUCCAUCAAGCCCCUUCGUCAAGAUGGCAGAGGAGCUUAUCAAGUCGGUGCACUAUUUCUCGUCCUGGCCGAUCCUCGUGUACAACUUCGGCUUCGCGGCCCCGGAGACCUGGACGCCGGAGCGGUUCCCGCAGCUGGUGAUAAUACAUGCCGCGCCUUUGCCAUCAGACCCUCACAUUCGAAGGAGCUUCAACUUCAACAAGCUUCGCUCCAUCCUGAUGGCCAGGGUACUCACCGGGGUGCAAGUGGAUGUGGAUCAGUUUGUGGCGCCAGGAGCCGACAUCCUGUUUGACCUCACGCAGAAGUGGGUCAACAAGGAGUAUCCCUUCCCGCUUCUACCUGCGCACUUCUUGGACUGGAGCAUUAAGGACCAGCCAAAUGCUCCUUGGUGGCCGAGAUAUUGCCCCGACCCAGAGAAGCCUUGUCCGAUGCAGACCAUGCGGUGGGCCCACGCACAUCCCACGUGGAGCUAUUGGGCCUUGCCUUUCUUUGGGCGCUGGGUACGCCGGCACUUCCGCGACGAGCGGCUGCCGAACGUCACGGUGCAAGGCUUCCAGGCUGCAGCUCUUCGGGUCGGCGAUGUGAUGGAGGAUGAGGAUUUGCUCAAUGUUGCUUUGUGGGAGGAGCGUGCCAACAAGCAAUGGUGCAAAUUUGAUGUCCCAGCCACCGUCGAGUUCGAGUCCUUGCUUUCCUGGAAGUCAAGUGAUGGCCACCGCUGCAUCCAUGGCAUCGGCUGCGAAAAUAUCGGCGGCGACAAGCGGUGGUAUUUGAAUGGCGUGCCCAAAGUGUAUUGGACGGCGCACCAUGCAGUCGAGCCAGAUCUGACUGCGAAAUAUUUGGAGCGCAUUCGCACUCGGCACAAGGCCGGCAAGUGGCCAGCCGCCAUUGUCUACGACGGGCGGUUCUGGGAGUCAGGGGGGGACUUGCACAAGGACCGCCCAAAUCUCCAGUGUCUGACUUGA
This is a messenger RNA of Effrenium voratum, 1864 nucleotides long. NCBI's taxonomy places the organism in Eukaryota, Dinophyceae, Suessiales, Symbiodiniaceae. The record is from the annotation of a GenBank genome assembly.